Vicia faba (fava bean) is the source of this 2544-nucleotide messenger RNA. Lineage: Eukaryota; Viridiplantae; Streptophyta; Magnoliopsida; Fabales; Fabaceae. The record is from the annotation of a GenBank genome assembly.
AUGGAUUCCAACAACAAAUCUUCCGUACAAGUCAUUUCAGAAUUGGUUGAAAUGGGUUUCGAGCAUUCCAAAAUUCUCAAAGCCAUAAAAGUAGUGGGUCUAUCGAUUCCAAGCAUUGUGGAACAUAUCUUCAAUACUAACACUAGUACUAGUAAAAGCAGUGAUUGUGAACCAUCCACUAGUAAUGAGAAUGCUCUCAAAAAACGAACUUUUUCAUCUUCCUUUCAAGUUCCGAAGCCGAGAACAAUCAACCAUUAUUUUCAAUCCACUGAUAAAGGCAAUGCGAGAAAGAAAAAUGAUAUUGUUGUUGUUGUUGAUGAUGAUGAUGACGAUGAUGAUGAUGUGGAAGAGGGCAAGGAGCCAUUACCUCUAAUGGGUAUUGAUAUUGAUCGCGGUGUUCCUCGAGAUUUGGAUGUUGCGUCGGAUUGGGAGCAAAGAGCUAGUGUUUUGUUGCAAAAACAUUUUGGUUUUUCAUCCUUGAAAAGUUUUCAGAAGGAAGCUCUCUCUGCUUGGAUUGCGCACAAAGACUGUCUUGUUCUGGCUGCAACUGGAUCUGGGAAAUCUCUGUGCUUUCAGAUUCCGGCUCUGUUAACCGGGAAAGUGGUGGUUGUGAUUUCGCCUUUAAUAAGCCUAAUGCAUGAUCAAUGCUUAAAGCUAACAAAACAUGGAAUCAGUGCGUGUUUUCUUGGAUCUGGGCAGCCUGAUAAUACUGUUGAAAAGAAAGCAAUGAGAGGCAUGUAUAAUAUAGUGUAUGUUUGCCCAGAGACAGUUCUAAGAUUGAUUCAACCUCUGCAGAAGCUUGCAGAAAGCCGUGGUAUAGCUUUGUUUGCAAUUGAUGAGGUGCACUGUGUUUCUAAAUGGGGUCAUGAUUUUCGUCCUGCUUACAGCCGACUAUCUGCAUUGAGGGAAAAUUUCACUAUUGGCAAGCUAAAAUCCCUGAAAUUUGAUAUACCUAUAAUGGCAUUGACAGCUACAGCUACAAAGAGAGUUCAAGAAGACAUUUUAAAAUCUCUACGCAUGUCAAAAGAUACAAAUGUUGUUCUCACAUCAUUUUUUCGUCCUAAUUUACGCUUCACGGUAAAGAAUAGUAGAACAUCAUGGGCUUCUUACGAGAAAGAUUUUCAUGAGCUGAUUAAAGUAUAUGACAGUAUUUCUUCUUAUGAUGUGGACGGCGAUGAAGAUGACUGUGAUGAUAAAGAUAGUAAUGCAAUGCACUCACGAAACACCGGCAAUCAUAAGAAAAGAAGAAAAUUGACAGUUGAGUUCCUGGAAAAUGAUGUUGAUGUCUUUCAAAGUGCGGAUGACUUGGAUGUUGCGUGUGGUGAAUUUUGUGUGCAACCUCCUCCCAAGCAAUGUGAGUUAUCUGAGACAAUUGAUGCACCUACAAAACCAGAAAAAAGACUCAAAAUGCUUAAGGAGCCUUUUGGACAAGGACCUACAAUUAUAUAUGUACCCACCAGAAAAGAAACAGUGAGAAUUGCGAAGUAUCUAUGCAAGUCUGGCGUGAAGGCUGCUGCUUAUAAUGCCGGGCUGCCCAAGUUGCAUCUAAGAAGGACUCAUAAAGAGUUUCAUGAAAAUACUUUAGAGGUUGUUGUUGCAACAAUAGCAUUUGGAAUGGGAAUUGACAAAUCGAAUGUUAGAAGAAUCAUUCACUAUGGUUGGCCACAGAGUUUGGAAGCCUACUACCAAGAAGCUGGACGGGCUGGUCGAGAUGGGAAAUUAGCAGAUUGCAUUCUAUAUGCAAACCUAGCAAGGAAGCCAUCACUUUUGCCAAGUCGUAGAAGUGAAGAAAUGACAAAACAAGCGUAUAUCAUGUUGUCCGAUUGUUUCAGAUAUGGAAUGAAUAUUUCAUGUUGUCGAGCAAAGACACUUGUAGAAUACUUCGGAGAGGAUUUCAGCCAUCAGAAGUGUCUCUUAUGUGAUGUGUGUACUAAUGGACCACCUCAAAGGAAGAAUCUAAAAGAGGAGGCUUGUAUUUUACUGCAAACUAUAGGGUCCCAUAAUGCACGUAACUAUUCCAUGGAUUCCUCAUAUAUUGAUGAUAUCCAUUUUGAUUCCGAGGAUAGAAGACUAGGAGAGAGGCCAAGUCUUAUGACGUUAGUUAGAAAUAUAAGGGAACAGUUUCAAAAAUUUGUAACAACUGAUAUAUUAUGGUGGAGAGGACUUAGUCGAAUUUUGGAAGCUAAAGGAUUUAUCAGGGAAGGAGACAACAAGACCAAUGUUCAGAUAAAAUACCCGGAACUAACAAAACUAGGUUUGGAAUUCAUGAAGUCCAAGACUGAGGAAGCUUUCUAUGUUUACCCUGAGGCAGAUAUGUUGCUUGAAACAAAAACUGACAAACCAUUUUCCUCAUUCUCAGAAUGGGGAAAAGGUUGGGCUGAUCCUGAGAUCCGUCGCCAGCGCCUAGAAAGAAUGCAACAUGAUAGAAGUCCAACAAAGCGGCAAAGCCCCGGAAAGCGAAGAAAGAGGAAAGGUAGAAAAGCGAAACCUGAUUUGAGGACUUCUCGAGGUAGACUAACAGCAAAGCUUUCAAAACUUAAGUGA